This is a messenger RNA of Dovyalis caffra, 900 nucleotides long. NCBI's taxonomy places the organism in Eukaryota, Viridiplantae, Streptophyta, Magnoliopsida, Malpighiales, Salicaceae. The record is from the annotation of a GenBank genome assembly.
AUGGCAGAAGCUUUUGCAGCCGACAUUGCAAGAUCCCUUUUAGGGAAGCUAGAUGAACUAGAGGGGCCUAGAUGCAAAGCAGAUUUUGAGAAAUGCUUGACAGAAUUUAAGCAUUUGCGGUCGUUAGAAUUAAUGGAUGAUUGUGAAUUGAUUCCAGAAAGGAUUGGUGCUCUAAAGCAUUUGAGAUAUCUCCAUUUGGGUGGGAAUUCAAAAUUGAAAAGAUUACCAAACUCUAUUUUCAGAUUACAAAAUUUGCAAGCUCUACUUCUAGGCCGUGGAUUGGAAGAGCUGCCCAAAGAUGUGAGGUACAUGAUCAGCCUUAGAUUUUUACUUCUAGUUACUAAGCAACGGCGGUUGCCAGAAGGUGGGAUUGGGUGCUUGGAAUGCCUUCAAUCAUUAUUCAUUGGUGAUUGUGAAAAUCUCGAAUAUUUGUGCGAAGAUUUGCAAGGUCUUAAAAGCCUUCGAAAUUUGACUAUUAUUUCAUGUAAAAGCUUGAUCUCUUUGCCACGGAGCAUGAAAUACCUUGCUGCAUUGGAGUUUUUGUGUAUUAUCGAUUGUGAAAAGCUUGAUCUGAUGACAAUGGAGGAAGAGUACGAGGAAGAAAUCACACCACUUCCCCUUCAAACUGUAAUAUUUGCAAGUUUACCAGCAACACUAGCAUUACCAAAACAGAUUCUUCAAGGAUCUGCAGACUCCUUACAAAAAUUAACGAUUUCAGAAUGUCCAAACAUUAGAGAAUUGCCAGAGUGUGUCGGCAAUCUAAAUAAACUCCAAAUGCUAGUGAUCGAGAAAUCUCCAAGUCUGAGCAAAAGGUGCACAGGAGAAGAUUGGCCCAAGAUCGCUCAUAUUCCUAAAAUUGAUAUUUACGAGCUGGACAGUGAUGAAGAAACAUCUAAUUAG